CAUCAGUUUACUUUGAUAGACAAUUUUUUUUAGUAAUUUUGAGAAAGACAUUUGCUAUGACGAGUAUAAAUAAAUAAAAAGUAUGCUGUAUUUAUAAUUACAUAAUAAGAAUAACCUUCCUAAAAUGAGUACGUCGAAACCACUCAAACAAUAACACUGUACUCCUUCAUUGAAAUACCAGAUCCAGGAGUUUUUCUUCCCCUCUACCGGCAUUAAGUUACAGCGAUUGAGAUCAGCGAUUGCAACUAGCAAUAGACGGCUCGAGUUAUUCUGAAAACAAAAUAGGAGAGAAUCAGAAAGUGGCUCUCUGAUGCAUUACGUGAAGCAGAAAAAAAAAUUUCAAGUUAAAAAGCUAAAUUCACAUUGCUCCCGUUUGCUUUCGAUGUGUGUUCGUCACUGCAACCGUAAAUCCAUUUUUUGCUACUAAAGCGCGCAAUAAGUUUGAUUUUUGAUUUUAAGUGCAAUCAUUACCAUCUAAAAAUGAGUAAUAAUAAGUUGACUUUAAACAUAAUCGCAGCAGCAUGUAAUAAUAUGGGUAUAGGAAAUAAAGGACAACUGCCAUGGCGUUUGAAGAAGGAAAUGAAUUUUUUCAAGGAAAAAACUAGUGCAACUGACAAUCCAGAAAAGCAAAAUGCUGUCAUAAUGGGAAGGAAAACAUGGUUCAGUAUCCCAGAAAAAUUUCGUCCUUUGCCUGGAAGAUUAAAUAUUGUAUUAACUACCACACAUCCAGACUUGAAAGGUGCUGAUUAUGUUGCUGACUCAUUUGAAAAAGCUGUUGAGUGGUUGACCUCAUCAGCAAUAAAAGAAAAACUUGACAAAAUAUUUGUCAUUGGAGGUGAAACUGUGUAUAAAAUUGCCAUGGACUCUGACUAUAGCCACAGAAUUUAUCUCACUCGGAUUCAGACUCACUUUGACUGUGAUUCUUUCUUUCCAGCUAUUGAUGACUCUAAAUAUAUGUUAGCUGAAGAACAAGAUGUGCCUCUUGGAAUUCAGGAAGAAAAUGGAGUAACCUAUAAACAUGAAGUAUAUGUAAAUAAGGAUAGCUAAAAUAUAUUAUAAUUCAUCUUGUAAAUUUAAGAUGUUGAAUUCAGAUGAUGUAUCAGGUUUCAAAAUCAAUUUCCUGUUCUUCAUUAUUGAUGAAUACUUAAUGAUAAUCUUUUUAAAUUUAUUAGUUUUUGAGUAUAACUGAUAUUUUUCAGCACACUGCUUUGAAAAUGUGCUUUAAGUGAAGUAUUUUUAAUUUAUUGUUAAUUCCUGAAUGUAAUAGUGGAAAUUUUUUAAAUUCCAGAAUGUGUGCUCUAUUAUAUAUAGCAUAUUGAUUUAUUAUUAUUAUUAUCAUCUUUCCAUUUUAAGGAAUUUUUUACUCAUAGUUCUUAUUGAAAAUAUUGGCUAUCAAAAGGUUUAUCAUUAAAUUAUUAGUUAACAUAUGAUAGAUUUAUUGAAAUAUAAUGGAACACCCCUUAAUGAGAAAUGUUUAUAAUAUUGGAAUAAAAUUCUGUAGAUCAUUAUUUAUAUGUGUUGUAUUUUCAUUAUUAAUAUAUACUGCAAUAUAAAUUUAUAUUAUUAGUAAGACUAGAUUGUUAACUUAAUGAAAACGUAAAUAAAAGAAUAAAUCAAUGACAUAAACAUUUUAUAUUGUAGAUAAGUGUAAAAAUGUUUCUUAAAUACAGAUGGGGCAAAUCUUAGCAAAUAUCAUAAGACAGAGUUAACUGAAUUAUCUAAAAGUGUUGUUUAUUGAAUAUUAAGAACAUUAACAUUUUUUUUAAUUAUAUAUUUAAAUGGUAAUUUUGUGUUCAUAGAAAAAGCUUAAACACUUUUCUCAUCGAGCAUUCAAGUAGCUUCUUAUUUAGAUGAAACUGUUAACCCAAAAUCUUUUAUUCAUCUUCAUUCUGAGGUUUAUUUACUAUCUCAAAUCUGCCUUUAUUGUUUUCAAUUAACAUGGAUGUAAGAUAAGAGAAAAACAAAAGAGGGGGAUAUAAUUUUCAAUAUUCCAUGUAACAGCAAAGAGUCCUUAAUGGCUUUAUAUAACCUUAACAAGAAGUUGUUUAUUGCCUUUACC
Messenger RNA from Stegodyphus dumicola, 2059 nucleotides. It is a transcript of the gene Dhfr, whose product is annotated as dihydrofolate reductase. NCBI's taxonomy places the organism in Eukaryota, Metazoa, Arthropoda, Arachnida, Araneae, Eresidae. Gene Ontology annotation, biological process: dihydrofolate metabolic process; tetrahydrofolate biosynthetic process; folic acid metabolic process. The record is from RefSeq and is a predicted model, not a curated record. Gene Ontology annotation, molecular function: dihydrofolate reductase activity; NADP binding. Gene Ontology annotation, cellular component: mitochondrion.